GUAGCCUUUGCCAAGGAUAAAAUCUGGACAGCAUUGUUUGAUAAGCUCAAACAAGCAUUGGAAAUUGUAAGUCAUAGAACUUAAACAGCAACAAUCAUGAGCACGAGCAACUCAGGUGAAGGCACCGGCAGUAGCAGCAGCGACACGGAUGAGGAGGAGGAGUCCUUUGACAACAGGUACUACACCUGUCUAGUGUGUAUGCGCACCGCUCGAUUGCCGCGCGUCACCUUUUGCGGUCAUGUCUUCUGCACCGAUUGCAUUGGCAAAUGGAUCACGUGGCAGGGCAGCUUCGCCAAGUGCCCGUAUUGCCAGUCCCGCGUGGGUAGCAAUACGCUGAUCACUGUGAAUCAUGCGAGGAAUGGCAUGCAUACACUUGGACGCUAUACACGCUGCAAAUCGAUUGCACAGCAUCGCCAUUUUGCUGAAUCAAUUGCCAUGUAUGCAACGGUGCCGGAGACAUCCAUGUUUCUGGGCGCCUACAUUGAGCGACCGCCGGAGCUGAUGCCGCGCAUCAAGCCUCUGCCGGAGCAGUUGUUGCGGGAUGUGUCCAAGCGUCAAAUACGACGCACCUUCCUGAAUGCGCCUGUCUAUCAGCGAGCCCUAAUUGUGGUCAUACUGUUUUAUAUGUUUGUCGUAUAUCUUAAUGCAGACGGCCCAAUAUAAGAAAUUUCAGAUCUGUUCCAUUUGUAGUUGAAAUGUUUGAAAUAGAUGCCCAAUAUAACCUGUA
Drosophila montana is the source of this 727-nucleotide messenger RNA. RefSeq lists its product as uncharacterized. Gene Ontology annotation, biological process: ubiquitin-dependent protein catabolic process. The record is from RefSeq and is a predicted model, not a curated record. Gene Ontology annotation, cellular component: endoplasmic reticulum. Gene Ontology annotation, molecular function: ubiquitin protein ligase activity; ubiquitin-like protein conjugating enzyme binding. Bases 97 to 663 code for a protein of 188 amino acids. The transcript is spliced from 2 exons. Lineage: Eukaryota; Metazoa; Arthropoda; Insecta; Diptera; Drosophilidae.